AUGCCCCGGUGCACAAGACAUCGAUUGCAACUCCUCCCUCCAAAGCGUUUCAAGGAAGUUUACAUGAGUCAAACCCUCGACAUGUCUACAUGUAACGCACCCGUCUAUCUUAGCAAAAAUGACCUAACCGCAAGGCUUGUGUGCCACACAAAGCCUCCACAGCCCGAUAAACGCGACGGGACCACCAAGGCCAUCGACAUUAUAGCUGUUCACGGCCUGAUCGCUUGGGAGUCUUUUGCCGGCUCUCCUUUCUGGUUGUAUGAUUUCAUUGCAAAGGACAUCCGCGGAGCUAGGGUAUUCACAUUUAACUACGACGCUAAGGCAGUCUGGUUCCACGGAGCACCACUGAAGAGUAUCCAAGACGCGUCUAGGGCUCUACUUGAGGAAAUCGCUGCUAUCCGAGAGGAAGCACCAGUGGCACGGCCUCUGGUAUUCAUCUGCCAUGGCUUCGGUGGCUUUAUUGUUGAAUCGCACGCCACAAAGGACGUCGCCAGAGGUACCGUGGGCGACGAUCUUGACUCGUUGUGCGAUAGACAAAGUGAAGAUAUUUUGCGUGAUAUCUCCGAAGGGUUUAAUGCAAAGGUGACCAAGAAAAUGAAAAUAUUUUCUUUCCACGAGGGUGUUCCAAUGCCAGCGCAGCAUGAAUGUAGUCUGGACGAGUAUCGCGCGACUCUUGGCCUUCGUCGCGAGAAGGUCCUGGUGAUGGCGGGUUGCACUCACCUGUCUAUGGCAAAUUUCCCAGACAGACACAAUGACAACUACAAAGCAAUCAUAUCUGCCAUCAAGAAGAUCCGAAAAUCGGCAUCAGAAGAUAUGGUACCCGUCUCGACUGUGCACCCAUCUCAAUCUGGGCUGCCCAACAACGAUUUAGAGAUCCAGAACCCAUGGGUUAGUGAGGCAUCUCAGGCCACGACUAUACAUGCCGUCCAGAAUUCUCCGAUCUUGGGCCGACAGAAUAUCAAUUUGCAGAAUACAAUUGCGGCUACCACAAACUCACCCAUGGAGAACACCCCAUUCUCACCGAUGCCAGUGGAUUCGUCGAAUACCCGUGACUUUGGCCAUGGAACAUCACCAAAUAAUAUGGGCAUGUCCAAGCAGUCAACAACUAUUCUGGCAAUAGUCAGGAGGGUCUAG
This is a messenger RNA of Penicillium subrubescens, 1134 nucleotides long. RefSeq lists its product as uncharacterized. Lineage: Eukaryota; Fungi; Ascomycota; Eurotiomycetes; Eurotiales; Aspergillaceae. Bases 1 to 1134 code for a protein of 377 amino acids. The record is from RefSeq and is a predicted model, not a curated record. The transcript has 4 exons.